Molecule: messenger RNA, 2247 nt
Organism: Adelges cooleyi (spruce gall adelgid)
Lineage: Eukaryota; Metazoa; Arthropoda; Insecta; Hemiptera; Adelgidae
Product: zinc finger protein 883-like
Exons: 6
Coding region: 253-2112 (619 amino acids)
Biological process (GO): regulation of transcription by RNA polymerase II
Cellular component (GO): nucleus
Molecular function (GO): RNA polymerase II cis-regulatory region sequence-specific DNA binding; DNA-binding transcription activator activity, RNA polymerase II-specific
Source: RefSeq, a predicted model, not a curated record
UAUCAAGUAGAUUGUUGUCUGUUCUCUGUAGCUUUUUUGCAGUCUCAACUCUCAUCUAAUACACUACUUAUUGAUUUUUCGAAAAGUCGUGUCGUCGUGUGUUUAUAGGAACUUGCCUAUUAUUGAAAAACACAAUAAUUGGUAUUAAGUGUGUAAUUUUACCUCUAUGGGUCAUAUGGGUCUGGAAGCGGCCUCAUAAUAGCUGAUUAAUAAGUUAAUAAAGUGAGGAACUAGUUAAGAGUUUGAAUAAAAAUGGAUGGUUACAAUUGCGGGACCGUGAUCAAAAUAGAGGAAGAAAAUGAGGAUAUAAAAGAGAAAUGCACCAAAGCCUUAGUGACAAAACCAAACCCAAUCGUCAUUGAAGAAUUAUACAACAGCUGUCCGGGGACCUACAAUAAUCCUCAACAAAAUAUUAACCAGAAUCCAUAUAAACUUAAUAAAACAAGAGACGAUCAAAAAAUAAAAAUUGAAAUUGGUGAAACCGAUGAUUAUUACUACAAAUCUAUAAUUGUAAUAGAAGAAAAUACUGAGCAACAAAACAUAAUCAACGGAAAUGCAUACAAAGUUACUGAAGAGAUAGUUAAAGUCGAAAUUAAAGACGAAACUGAUGAUUAUAACAGCGGUCCCGUGAACAAAAUAAAUGAAGAAAAAGAAGAUAUAAAAGAGCACUUUACCGAAGCCUUAAAGAUAGAACCAAGUCUGACCUGCUUUGAGAAGUCACAUAAUAGCUGCGAGGCGAUGCAGAAUGAUCUUUUUAACUCAUCCGGCGGGGUUUCAUACAAUAUCGGAGAAACGUGUGACAAAACUAUAGCCAAAGUAGAAAUUGAUGAUGAGUCCCUUAUAGAAAUCGAAGACAGUGUAAAUUUAGGUGUGCUAACAACAAACUACGAUUUGGCGGAGAUACAGCAAUUUUUCUGCGAUAUAUGUAAAAAGUUAUUCGCAACCAAAAGGAAAGUGGCUGAACACAUUAGUCAUUCACAUAGUACACAGACAACAACCCAGAAAAGCACUGAAACACAAGACACCAAAAAUAAUUUCAUUGUCGAUCAUAUGACUGAGGGAUACACUGGCAACACCGGACGACCCUACAAAUGCGAUGUGUGCCUAAAGUCGUUUCCUGCAAAAUCCUCUCUCGCGGUACACAACCGCGUGCACACAGGCGAAAAACUCUACAAUUGCGAUGUAUGUUUAAGAUCGUUUUCUCGUAAACAGAUACUCGUAGAACACAAACGCGUGCACACGGGUGAAAAGCCCUUCAAAUGCGACGUGUGCCUUAAAUCUUUUUCUCGAAAAAGCCACUUUACAGAACACCAACGCGUGCACACCGGAGAAAAGCCCUUCAAAUGCGACGUGUGCCUUAAAUCGUUUUCUCGAAAAGGCCACUUUACGGUACACCAACGCGUUCACACCGGGGAAAACCCCUAUAAAUGUGAUGUAUGUUUAAGAUCGUUUUCUCGUAAACAUGUCCUCGUAGAACACCAACGCGUGCACACCGGAGAAAAGCCCUACAAAUGUAACGUGUGCCUUAAAUCGUUUUCUCGAAAAAGCUACUUUACGGAACACCAACGCGUUCACACCGGAGAAAAGCCCUACACGUGUAAUGUGUGCCUCGAAUCUUUUUCUCAAAAAUCUCAACUCACGCGACACGAACACGUGCACACUUAUGGAAAGCCUUAUAAAUGUGAUGUAUGUUUAAAAUCGUUUUCUCGUAAACAGAUACUCGUAGAACACAAACUCGUGCACACGGGUGAAAAGCCCUUCAAAUGCGACGUGUGCCUUAAAUCUUUUUCUCGAAAAAGCCACUUUACGGAACACCAACGCGUGCACACCGGCCAAAAGCCCUACACGUGUAAUGUGUGCCUCGAAUCUUUUUCUCAAAAAUCUCAACUCACGCGACACGAACACGUGCACACUUAUGGAAAGCCUUAUAAAUGUGCUGUUUGUUCAAAGUCGUUUCCUGCAAAAUACUCUCUCAGAAAACACGAACGCGUGCACACCGGUGAAAAACCCUUCAAAUGUAACGUGUGCCUUAAGUCGUUUUCUGUAAAAUACGCUCUCACAUCACACAAACGCGUUCACACCGGCAAAAAAGCCCAGUCGAAUAUUUGUUAAGCACAUUUAAACGUGACAACGUCUAAUUAUUACGAUCAUUAAUUAUUUGAGAUCUUUAAGUAGAACUUUAAACCUUGCGUAAAUGCUACAAUAGAAAAUUGUUUGCUAUUGACUUAUAUCGUUGGAUUACAUUCU